GGCUAUGUUGUUUCUGUUCAACACUCAUAAUUUUGUACUUCCAACUCCAAACAUCUCGUCCUCGCUCUGUUCUUUCAGGAAGAAUGGGAUUGUACGAACCUGUCAACAAGCUUGGAAUGUGGGGGAACACUUUUAGAAGCAAUGCCAAUUUAGAUGUACCAUCAUCAACUCUCAUUAUGGAAGUUGAUACCAAACUCGAGAACCAGUCAGAUGAUGCUUCACUUGGUUCGUUGGGAGAUCCUCAUAUUUAUGAUCAAGAAGAUACUAAACGUAUGGAUAAGAUUCAAAGACGGCUCGCCCAAAAUCGGGAAGCAGCCCGCAAAAGUCGCAUACGAAAGAAGGCCUAUAUUAAGCAACUGGAAACGAGCCGUUUGAGACUUAUUCGAUUAGAGCAAGAGCUUGAAAAAGCAAGGCAACAAGAUCUGUUUGCUGGAUCUCGAUUUGAUCAUUAUCAGAUGGGCUUAUCUGGAACCACAAAUUCAGUCAUCCCUGCAUUUGAAUCAGAGUACGAGCAAUGGGUAGAAGAGCAGAACAAGCAGAUUUGUGAUCUAAGGAAUGUUGUGCAUGCUGAUAUCACUGAUAUUGAGCUUCGAAUACUUGUAGAAAAUGCAAUGAGACACUACUUCAAAUUUUUUCACAUGAAAGCCAAAGCUGCAAAAACCGAUGUUUUUUACAUUAUGUCAGGCAUGUGGAAAACUUCAGCCGAAAGACUUUUCUUAUGGAUAGGAGGAAUUCGCCCUUCAGAACUUCUCAAGGUCUUGAUACCUCAACUGGAGACACUGACUGAUCAACAAAUUUCGGAAACUAGUAGCCUUAGGAAAUCAUGUCUACAAGCAGAAGAUGCUUUAAGACAAGGUAUGGAAAAACUACAACAAAACCUAUUUGAGAGCAUAGUGGCUAGUCAACUCGAUGAAGGAAGUUAUCCCCUACAGAUGACCGCUGCAAUCGAAAGAUUAGAAGCACUCAUUAGCUUUGUGAAUCAGGCUGACCAUCUACGGCAGGAAACAUUACAACAGAUGUACAAAAUUCUAACAACUCGGCAAUCUGCUCAAGGUCUUCUUACUCUAGGAGAGUUUUUCCAACGACUCCGAGCGUUGAGCUCACUUUGGGCUAACCGUCCUUGUGGGCCUGUAUAGUUUAUCAUCAAAAAAAUUUAAGCUCAAAGUUACCACACCCAUUUGAAUAUCAAGAAUCUUACUAGGGAAAUUUUGUAAAUAUGAUCAAUUUUUUAACUAUAUAGUAAUGCCAUGUUGUCUUGAAAAUAAUCUAUUUAGUGUCGAUAUAAUCCAUCUUCGUAAUUCUUCUAGUGUAAAUGUAUGUGCUUUGUGAAGGUACUAGUCCUUUAUUUUCUAUUAGUUGAUUCAAAUUGGAACUUCUGGGUU
Molecule: messenger RNA, 1382 nt
Organism: Cucurbita moschata (crookneck pumpkin)
Lineage: Eukaryota; Viridiplantae; Streptophyta; Magnoliopsida; Cucurbitales; Cucurbitaceae
Product: transcription factor TGA4
Exons: 9
Coding region: 84-1136 (350 amino acids)
Biological process (GO): regulation of DNA-templated transcription; DNA-templated transcription
Molecular function (GO): DNA-binding transcription factor activity; sequence-specific DNA binding
Source: RefSeq, a predicted model, not a curated record